GCCAGCCAGCCGCACUCGCUGCUGCUAGCAAAGCAAAAAGUCGGAAUCCGGAAUCAGAGUAAAAAUCCAGAGCCAGGCGCCAGCAAACACACCAGAGUCCGCACAGGAGAGUCCUAGCCAAAAUAAAAAAAAAGCGAAAAAGCGAAAAAGCAGGGAGAGAAGGCGAAGAGUGUUCUAGCCAGGGAAGGGAGCAGGCCUAAAUGCCAGCGGCGGUAAUCAAUCAAUUAGGCCCCAGUUGCCACCUCCACCUCCAGCUCCAGCUCCAGCUCCACCUCGAACUCGAACUCGAACUCCAGCCCAGGCUGGAGCAACAACAAACGAAAGUGCACAGACACCAGUGAGCGAGACAGCGCCAGCGACAGAGACAGAGCACUGGCAGACAGGGAGAGAGAUAGAGUGCCACAGCAGUUAAAAAUCAAUAUCCGUCUAAAGUUUAUUUCGGUUUCGGACAACUCUGAAACUUUAAGUUGCCAACAAAAUCCAAAAAUCCAAAAAUACAAAAUACAAAAAUACGAAAAACCAAAAACCAAACAUAUAUAAUCGAUUUAAAUUUAGAAUUCGCUUAUUGCCAGUCGCGUCCGCUUUGUGCUAUAAAUUUACCAAAAAUAUUAACUAACAGUGUUUUAGGACUAAGCAGAUCAAGUGUCCAUUUUGUGCUAAAGACAUAAGACAAAACCGUUCCAUCCAACGACAGGUGUUGAGUGCGACGCCAGUACACUGCGAGAAACCAAGAUCCGAUGAUUGAUGGCACGUAAGUGAACAGUGAACAGUGAACAGUCGCCCAGCAAACGCAGGAAAGCCAGAAAGCCUGAAAGCCAGAAAGCAGAUACCAGAACACUGAGAGACGAGCCGCGUCGAACCGAGUUUUCACGUUAAACGCUAAAAAGCAAACCGCAAGUUAUCGAUAAACAAAACCAAAGAAAAGUCAAGCAAUUGCUACCAGUACAGCUAGUCCAAUCUUCACUAUAUACAUAUACGCGUAUAUACUAUAUAUUAUUACUAAACUACUUACGAGACACGCCAAUUGCCGCAAACUUACUCUCCAAGCCGAAAAACCAAAGAGAUUUCAAUUAACCUAAGAUACAGAUACAGAUACAGAUACAGAUACAGAUACAGAUACAGAUACAGAUACAGAUACAGAUACAGAUACAGAUACAGAUACAGAUACAAGAUACAAGUUACCAAACACAGCUUCAAAGUGUGCACAACAACAAACAGCAAACAAAACCAAAGAAAGACACCAAAACCAAAACUAAAACCAAAAAACAAGUUAUAGUUAUUAUUAAACAAAAACCGAAAACCGAAAACCGAAAACCGAAAAUCGAAAACCAAAAAGCUAAGGCCCAGUUUCAAAUAAACGUCUAAGGUCACGGCCAGCAAACAACACGACAAGUGCAGCAAACACCCAACACAAACACAGGACAGAGACAGAUCCCGAAAGCAAACAGAGAAGCGCCCAGGCCAGGAAGUCACCUCUGGUCCGGCCGCCUUCCCCGUUCAGUGCGCCGUUUCGCAGCAGUUCUCCGAGUGCGAAGGGAGACAGAACCCCAGUCGCGAGUGAACCCCAAUCAUCCGGUGAACGCCUGCCGAGCAUCCCGCUUUUUUUUCGAGUGUAGAAACGAUUUUUUUUCCGCCUGUGUGAACGCAAAGCUAUCGCCACGCAACCUCCAACUGUGAUGGGAGAUCAGCCAAAAGCCACGACUACGGGAGCAGACGCGGGCACAGGGGCAUCGGGAUCUGGAGCCGGAUCUGGGGCAGCCGUAAUGGCCGCCACCCACGAGAGCCUGCCCGCCGCCGCCGCCGCCGCCGCCGCCGCCGGCAAUGGCAGUGGAAACGGCAACGGCAAUGGUGGACCUGGAAUCGGAGAAGCCGGCAACGGCAAUGGGAAUGGAAGCACUCCGAACCCGAACCAGGAUCAGGAGCCCGGCCAGGUGGAGCAGGAGGGCGGCGGAGAGGCCGGCGAUGAUGCCGCCACCGAUGCCGGGGCCAGUUCCUUGCCCCCGUCGGAGAUUGGUGGGCGGGCGCCCCUGGACACCGGCUGCUCGGACGCCGACGGCGGCGCAGCCUCCAGCUUGGCCGGCGGCAUUGUGGGUCCGCCCAGCCCCCUGACCGGCUGCUACCUGCUGAUCGUUCUGGGCGAGCCGCACUCCGAGGAGCACAAGGACAACAUCUUGCAGCACCUGCUCAAGGGUUUCCUCUCCUGGGACGUCUCCGACUGCCACGUCGACUUGGAGGAGGAGCUCAACACAAUUACACAGCAUGCGCCCGAGGGCGAGGAGGCGCGUCAUGGCGAACGACUCAUACAGUAUGCCAGCGAGAACCUGGUCACGGAGGUGCUCAUCCAUCCGCAGUACAACACCCUCAUCCAGUGCAUGCGCAACCUCUUGAGCAGCUUCACCCGCCACCGGCACAUCAUCCACGCUGGCUACACCUUCAGCGGCAACGGUUCCUGGAUCCUGCAGGACGGAACCUUCUCGGUGGCCGAUUUCUCGGAGGCCUUCCAGGAGCACGACGUACAAAGGGUGAUCCGGGCCUACUCGGACACCAUCACCAUGAACAUCCACUGCGCGGACGCGGGUCUCUGGCACACGCUGCCGGAGAAGCCGUUCGCCCGCCAGUGCCGUAUCCGGAUCAACCCGGUGGAUGUCCUGGACACGAGCAGCGAGAGCAUCAACGGGUUCAUAGACUACCUGGCGCCAAUGGUGAUGCCCACGUCGCUGAGGGAGCUGCUGGAGACCUCGGACGUGGUCGGCAACAUCCGGUUCACGCAUCCCACUCUCUACGUCUUUCCCGGCGGACAGGGCGAUGCGGCUCUGUUCGGCAUCAACGGAUUCAACAUGCUGGUGGACGGCGGCUUCAACCGGAAGGCCUGCUUCUGGGACUUUGCCCGCCAUCUGGACCGCCUGGACGCCGUGCUGAUGACCCGGCUGAAUAACAGCAACAUCCAGGGCCUGGGAGCCGUAGUGGCCCGGAAGAGGGACUCGCACGUCUAUCCCCAGAUUGGACACUUCUUCGGAAACGUACCUGACCGCCGGGGCCUGCCCAGUCCGGACGGGGACAAGGACAAGGACCCGCUGUUGAUCGAUCUCUUCGAGCGCGGCCACGGGAUCGUCAAUGACCUCAAGUCGCUCGACCUGAAGCCGCAGGCCUGCUAUCGGAACCAGGAGCCGGUGAAUCUGUACCACAAGGUGGGCCACGGCACCCUCGACAUGUAUGUGAUAAGCCCGGCUCGCGACUCCAAGGAGGUUAAGGAGUUCCUCCAGAAGUGGCACGGCGGCGACCAGCGGCUCUUCGCGAGUCGCGAGUCCAAGGAGUUCAACUUCCCGCUCCAGAACCUGGUCUCCAUUUGCGCCCUGCUGGUCUGGCAGCCCGCCAACCCGGACGACACCAUCACGCGCAUCCUCUUCCCAGGCAGCACCCCCGACUUCAAGAUCCAGGAGGGCCUGGAGAAGCUGAAGCACCUGGAGUUCAUGAAGCACUCCACCUGCACGGCCAAGUCGAUCGCCCCGGCCAUUCAGACGGUGGCCGCGGCCACCCGGAAGAGUCUCAAGUCCGCCAUCGAGGCCACCCCGGCCCCGCCCAGCGCCAGCCACCACAAGGUGUCCAAGUUCGGCCCCAUCGCCAGUGCUGCGGUGGCGGUGCAGCAUCCCCAUCCCCAACAGCAGCAGGAUAACAAAGCCAAGGAGGCAGCAGCCGCAGCAGCGGCGGCAGCAGCAGCAGCGGCGACCGCCUCGCGCGCCAAAGCCGACUCCAUGGACACCGAUGCCGAGCAGGAGGCAGAACCGGAAGCAGAGCCCGAAGCUGAAGCGGAGGCAGAGCCGGCCGCCGACACCGGAGACGAGGCUGUGGCCGCAGAGCAGCCGGAGCCGGAGGGAGCCGAGACCGAGCCGGAGCCGGAGGUGGAGGCGAAGCCGUUGGACAACAAGGACGCCGUCGCCGCCGCGGAGGAGAAGAAGGUGGUGCUGCCACCGGCCACCGCCAAGGAGGUCAAGGCAGAUGCUGUGGAUGCUGCCACUCCGGCAGACAUUGCCACGCCCACCAGCAAGACCGCCAAGACCCUGUCGGCCAGCAAAGGCAAGGAGAAGCCGGACAAGCCGCGGGCUGAGGUGAAGCCCGUGGUGCGCUCCCGGAUCGACACGAAGCCGCCCAAGUCCAUGGACCGCAAGCUGGUGAAGCGGGCGGAGGACAAGAAGAGCUCGCCCACGGCCACGCCCGCCGUCCGAGCUGCCGCCGCCCAGAAGCCCAAGGUGCCGCUAACUCGGCCCAUAACGAAGUCGAGUCCCAGCAGCACGCCCGCCAAGAGCGCCAAGGAGGCCAACAACCGCAAGGUCCUGGAGUCCAAGCAGCAGGCGGCCCGCAGCCAGGUGACCACCAGCUCCACCAGGACCAGACUGGUGAAAACCCAGCAGCAGCAGCAGGCAGAGAGCAAGACCUCGACCGGAGUGCAGCAGCGGAAGCCCAUUUCCCGGAGACCGCGCGGCGUGUCGCCCUCCAAGCGAGCUCCGGCUCCGGGAAGCCCCGUGAAGCAGGCCAAGCCGAAGGUGGCGGAGCUGAAAAAGGCGCGCCUGGACAAGGGAGGCACCACCGACUCCAGUUUGGUGUCCACGCCCUCCGCCGACGAGGCGACAGCCGCCAAGAAGCUGCAGGAGCUAACUGCUUCGCAGGAACUGGACGCGGAGGAGAAGCAGCGCGAACUGGACGACCUCAAGGAGGAGCAGGAGGUGGUGCGUGAGAUCGAGGCAGUGUUCAGCCGGGACGAGAUGAAGCGCCAGCAGCAUCAGCAGAUCAAGGCGGAGCUGCGGGAAAUGCCCAAGGGGCAGGGCGAGGGCGGCGAGGAGGAGCCCGAUGAGGACGAGGAGUACCUGAUCAUUGAGAAGGAGGAGGUGGAGCAAUACACCGAGGACUCCAUCGUGGACCAGGAGAGCAGCAUGACCAAGGAGGAGGAGAUCCAGAAGCACCAGCGCGACUCCCAGGAGUCCGAGAAGAAGCGCAAGAAGAGCGCUGAGGAGGAGAUCGAGGCGGCCAUCGCCAAGGCGGAGGCCGUCGAGCGCCAGGAGCAGCUCUCCAAGGAGGAGCACAAGCCGGACCAGGGCGAGCAGCCGCUGGAGGAGAAGGAGAUCCAGGCCGAGGUACAGGAGAUCAUUGCUACGGCCAAGGUGGUGGCCAAGUCGCGCACGGACGAGCAGCUGGCCAAGCGCGGUCAGGACGACCUGGAGUACUCCUCGCCCACGCCCGAGGAAAAGCUAAGCAAGAAGACCUCAGAUACGAAGGACGAGCCCGUGGAGGUGCCCGCGGACCUGCCCGUGAACCUCCAGGAGAGCCUGCCGGAGGAGAAGUUCUCCGCCACGAUCGAGUCCGGAGCCACGACGGCGCCCACGCUGCCCGAAGACGAACGCAUUCCUCUAGACCAGAUCAAGGAGGACCUCGUGAUCGAAGAGAAGUACGUCAAGGAGGAGACCAAGGAAAUAGAAGCCGUGAUUGUUUCCACCUUGCAGACCGCAGUGCCCGAGACGGCCCCGGCUGCCAUCGAUGCUAUCCUGGGCCUCGUCACCAAAGAGGCGCCUCAGGCAGCCGCCCAGGUGGAGGUCACAGGGGAGCAGGCCGACUCCGCCGGAGAGCGGAUAAUGCCCAUGAAGAUGACCUUCGAGGCGCAGCAGAACCUCCUGCGGGACGUCAUCAAAACCCCCGACGAGGUGGCCGAUUUGCCCGUGCACGAGGAGGCCGAUCUGGGACUGUACGAAAAGGACGAUAAGGAUGCGGGGGCCAAGAGCAUCUCGCACAAGGAGGAGUCUGCGAAGGAGGAGAAGGAAUCCGCUGAUGGGGACAAGGAGAACAAGGAAGCGGAAGCUGCAGCCGCUACCGCAGCAGAAGCGGAGAAGAAGUCCAAGGAGGCUUCACCCAAGGAGGCUUCUCCCAAGGAGACUUCUCCCAAGGAUGCUUCUCCCAAGGAUGAGCAACCAAAGGAUACUCCUGCAGCUGCCGUGGAGAAGAAACAGGAGGCAGAGCUAGAGCAAAAGAGUCCGGAGAAGGAGCAGGAGACGGAGCUGGAGGAACAGGAGCCAGAGACACAGCCGGAGGCUGCUAUUAUAACCGAGAAGGAGGCCAAGAAAUCAGCCAGUACUCCCGAGGAAAAGGAGACCAGCGACAUUACGUCGGAGGAUGAACUUCCAGCCCAGCUAGCGGAGCCCUCCUCCGUUCCGCCGAAGCCCACAAAGGACCGCGAGGACACCAUCUCCAUGGAGAGCCCUGCCACCAUCGAGGAAGCCAUCGAAGUGGAGGUCCAGAGCAAGCAGGAGGCUGUGAAGGAGCCCUCUCGUCCCGUGUCCGCGGUGGGAAGUACCAAGGACGAAACUGAGCAGCCGGAAGCCGAUAAAUCCAAAGAACCAUCUCGCCGUGAAUCCCUGGCAGAGAGCCUCAAGCCUGAGAGUGUGAAGGACGAGAAGUCGGCAGUAGCUUCCAAGGAGCCUUCCCGCCCAGAAUCGGUAGCAGAAAGUGUGAAAGACGAAGCAGAAAAGUCCAAGGAGCCUUCCCGACGUGAGUCCGUGGCGGAGAGCAUCAAGCCAGACAGUGUCAAGGAUGAGAAGUCCCCUCUGGCUUCCAAGGAACCUUCGCGCCCUGGAUCCGUAGUGGAAAGUGUCAAGGAAGAAGCGGAGAAAUCUAAAGACCCAUCUCGACGAGAAUCUGUGGCGGAGAGCAUCAAGCCGGAGAGUGUCAAGGAUGAGAAGUCCCCUCUGGCUUCCAAGGAACCUUCCCGGCCAGGAUCCGUAGUGGAAAGUGCCAAGGACGACGCAGAAAAGUCCAAGGAACCGUCGCGACGAGAAUCCGUAGCAGAGAGCGUUAAGCCGGAAAGUUUGAAGGACGAGAAGUCAGCAGUGGCUUCCAAGGAGCCUUCCCGCCCAGAAUCUGUAGCUGCGAGCGUCAAGGACGAAGCAGAAGCGUCCAAGGAGCCUUCCCGUCGCGAAUCUGUGGCGGAGAGCAUCAAACCUGAGAGUGUGAAGGAUGAGAAGUCCCCUCUGGCUUCCAAGGAACCUUCCCGGCCAGGAUCCGUAGUUGAAAGUGUCAAGGACGAAGCGGAGAAGUCCAAAGAGCCAUCUCGACGAGAAUCUGUGACGGAGAGCCCCAAGCCGGAGAGUGUGAAGGAUGAGAAAUCCCCUCUGGCCUCCAAGGAGCCUUCCCGGCCAGGAUCGGUGGUGGAAAGUGUCAAGGACGACGACGAAAAGUCCAAGGAACCGUCGAGACGUGAAUCCGUUGCGGAAAGCAUCAAGCCAGAAAGCGUAAAGGACGAAAAAUCCCCGUUGGCGUCCAAGGAGCCUUCCCGCCCCGGAUCCGUAGUGGAAAGCGUCAAGGACGAAGGUGAGCAGCCGGAGAGCCGUAAGGAAUCCAUCGCCGAGAGUACCAAGCCAGACGAGAAAUCGCCACCAGCUUCCAAGGAAGCGUCUCGACCGGAGUCGGUGGCUGAGAAGUCCAAGGACCCAUCCCGACGCGAAUCAGUCGCCGAAAUCAUCAAGGACGCUGCCAAGGAUGAGGAAAAGUCGCCCCUGGCUUCCAAGGAAGUGUCCAGACCGGGAUCUGUGGUGGAAAGCGUCAAGGACGAAGCCGAAAAGCCCGAAAGCCGCAGGGAGUCCACAAAGCCAGAGAGCGACAAGGACGAAAAGUCCGUUACCGCCUCCAAGGAGCCUUCCCGGCCAGAAUCAGUGGUCGAAAGCACCAAGGACGAAGCUGAGAAGUCGAAGGAGCCAUCCCGUCCGGAGUCUGUGGCCGAGAGCGUCAAGGCAGAAAGCACCAAGGCCGAGGAGAAGUCCCCGCUGGCUUCGAAGGAAGCGUCCCGACCUGCCUCUGCCGUGGGCAGCGUCAAGGAUGACGCUGAGAAGCCUGCAGACAGCCGGCGGGAGUCCGUGGCCGAAAGUGCCAAGCUGGAGAAGUCCGCCGAGGCCUCCAAAGAGCCAUCCAGGCCAGCAUCCGUUGCGGAGAGCAUCCAGGACGAGGCCGAGAAGUCGAAGGAGCCGUCUCGACGGGAGUCUGUGGCCGAAAGCAUCAAGGCGGAGACCACAAAGGAGGACGAGAAGUCCGCAGAGGCCUCCAAGGAAGCUUCCCGACCAGCGUCCGUGGCGGAAAGUGUGAAGGAAGAGGCCGAGAAGUCCAAAGACCCAUCCCGUAGAGAAUCCGUUGCAGAAAGCAUCAAAGCAGAGAGUACAAAGGACGAGAAGUCUCCACUGGCGUCCAAGGACGUGUCCCGUCCCGCAUCGGUGGCCGAGAGUGUCAAGGAUGGAGCCACUCCACCCAAGGAUGCUCCGUCUCGCCCAGAAUCUGUCGCCGCAAGUCCGGCGGCCAAGUCUCCGCUCCCAUCUCGACCAGAAUCCGUAGUGGAAAGUGUCAAGGAUGAGCCCAUCCAGUCCAAGGAGCCAUCCCGACGAGAGUCCACUGUCGAGAGCAUUAAGGCGGAAAGUGUGAAGGACGAGAAGACUUCGCCAGUGGCCAAGGAUGUUUCACGUCCCGAAUCUGAUACUGAAAGACAGAAGAUCGAAGGCACCCUGAAAUCGAAGGAGUCCUCUCGUCCAGAUUCAGUGGCUGAGAGCGCCAAGGACGAGCAAUCCCCAAUUCCCUCCAGGGACGUUUCCCGGCCAGAAUCAGUGGCGGAAAGCGAACAAGAGGAAGAUUCCUUCAAGGUUAGGCCUCCCGUGGAGGAAAAGCUUAUCUCCACGGUGGUUACCAAACUGGAAUCAGCUCCGGAGGCGAAGCCAGAGUCGCAUGCUGCCAGUGUGAAGGAUGAGAAGUCGCCGAUCGCCUCCCAGGAAGCCUCCCGCCCUGCCUCCGUCGUCGAGAGCGUCAAGGACGAAACUGAGAAACCCGAAAGUCGCCGUGAAUCCUUGGCGGAGAGUCUUAAACCAGAGAGCACAGCCGAAAAGUCUCCAGAAACUGCCUCCAAGGAAACCUCGCGUCCGGAGUCAAAGGCGGAAGUCGCCAAGGACGAAACUGAAAAGUCGAAGGAACCAUCCCGGAGGGAAUCGGUCGCCGAGAGUGUGAAGGCUUCUGAGGCCUCUGAAGGUGACAAGUCCAAGGAUACGUCUCGCCCGGAGUCUGCUGCGGCCAGUGUUAAGGACGACAAAUCGCCACUAGCUUCCAAGGAUGUUUCCCGCCCUGAGUCGGUGGCAGACAAGGACGUGGAACCCUCGCGACGAGAAUCCGCCGCCGAAAGUCUCAAGCCAGAUAGCCUCAAGGACGAAAAGUCCUCAUUACCCGCUUCCAAGGAGCCAUCUCGCCCAGGAUCGGUGGCAGAAAUUGUCAAGGAGGAAGCGGAGAAGUCAAAGGAGUCGUCCCGUCGAGAGUCCGUGGCGGAGAGCCUUAAAGUGGAAAGCAGCAAGGAUGAAAAGUCGGAUCCUGCUUCCGCAGAAGCCUCCCGGCCAGGAUCGGUCGCCGAAAGCAUCAAGGACGAGCCAACCAAGCCCGAGAGCCGAAAGGAAUCCAUUGCCGAAGGCACUAAGCCAGACGCCGUCAAGGAGGAGAAGUCGCAACUGGCCUCCAAGGAAGCCUCCAGGCCGGAGUCCGUGGCCGGAAUCACCAAGGAUGAACUGGUAAAAUCAGAGGAGCCCGACAAGGCCAGUGCUCCUAUUUCGCAGCAGCCGUCGCCCCGGCCAGCAUCUGUGGCCAGCGACCAUGAAGUGCCCCUGGUGGCCGCAUUGUCUUCCAAGGAAACCUCCCGACCGGAAUCCGCACUGGAGACCGCCUCGUCGCCCAUUGAGGAAGCCGCCAAGGACUUCCCAGAGCCAGAGAUCGUAAAGAAGACUAGCCUGGCACUGGAUCUGCAGGCUGUGCCCGGAAAGCUGCCCACGGAGUCUAGUCCCGUCGACGUUGCCGAGGGAGACUUCUCCAAGAUCGAUGUCGCUCCAGUUUCGGCUGCUCCAAGUGCUCCUCCGCAGCCUGCAGAACAAUCCAAGGCCGCCGCCGCAGAAACUGUAUCUUCACCCGUGGACGAGGCUCCCAAGUCUCCGUCCGCCCCUGAGCUGAGUCCUCGAGCGGAAUCCCCCGCAGAAAGUGGUCAGGAAGAGGCCGUUCAGGAUGAGAAGUCGCCGCUUCUCUCGAAGGAAGCUUCAAAGCCGGCGUCUGCAGUGGAGAGUCCCAAAGACGGAAGCCCAAAGGCGGAAAAGUCUCCGGUGGCCUCGAAGGAACCUUAUCGACCGGAAUCGGUGGCCAAAACCGUCUCCUCGCCGAUCGAGGAAGCCCCCAAAGACUUCGCACCAUUUGAAGAGCUGUCCCUGAAACUCGAUCAAAAGGGCGAUCUCCCAACUCUCUCCAGCCCGGUGGACGUCGCCGAGGGAGACUUCCCGCAGCCGGCCACGCCCACAAGCUCGCCCACAACCUCCGUGCCAGCCCAACCGGCUGAGCUCUCCAAGAUCGCCACUGAAAAAACUGCCUCCAGCCCUGUCGAUGAAGCCCCCAAAUCGCCAAUCGGCUCUCACGACUCUGAGCGACCCGAAUCCCCGGCAGAAAGCGCCCAGGACGAGGCUGAGAAAGCCGACUCCAUCAAGGACGGCAAGUCCAAGGAGCCAUCCCGUCGCGAGUCCGUGGUUGAGAGCCCCAAAGACGAGAAGUCGCCCCUCACCUCCAGGCCGGAGUCUGUGGCGGCGAGCACCAAGGAUGACGCCGAAAAGUCAAAGGAUCCUUCUCGCCGCGAGUCCGUGGCCGAAAGUGUGAAGCUGGAGAGUGUCAAGGACGAGAAGUCCCCGCAGGCAUCCAAGAAAGCCUCCCGACCGGAAUCAGUGGUAGAAAGCCUCAAGGAUGACGCGGAAAAAUCCAAGGAGCCUUCGCGACCAGUAUCAGUUGCUGGAUCUGUAGCGGGAAGUGUCAAGGACGAGACCGACAUUGAAAAACCAGAUAGUCGUCGCGAAUCGGUUGUUCAUAGUCAAAAGGAUGCGGCCAGCCCGCUCCCAUCUCGACCAGAAUCGGCAGCCGACGCCACUGAGAUAUCCAAGGAGCCAUCUCGCCGAGAAUCCGUAGCGGAAAGUAUUCAGGACGAUGCAGAUAAACCGGAAAGCCGCAGAGAAUCAGUAGCUGAAAGUACAAAAGCGGAAGCCAGCAAGUCUCCUCUGAACUCCAAGGAUGCUUCCCGGCCAGAAAGCGUGGCUGAAGCUGCCAAGUCUUCGCCGGCCUCCAAGGAAGCCUCGCGUCCAGAGUCGGUGGCAGAAAGUGCCAAGGACGGAGCUGAUCCCCUUGAGAGUCGAAAGGAAUCAAUCGCCGAGAGCCUCAAGCCAGAGGAGAAGUCUCCACUUGCUUCUCGUCCUGAAUCCGUAGCGGAAAGUGCAAAAGACGACGCCGAUAAAUCCAAGGAACCAUCUCGCCGCGAAUCCUUGGCGGAGAGCCUCAAGCCUGAGAGUGUGAAGGACGAGAAGUCGGCAGUAGCUUCCAAGGAGCCUUCCCGCCCAGAAUCGGUAGCAGAAAGUGUGAAAGACGAAGCAGAAAAGUCCAAGGAGCCUUCCCGACGUGAAUCCGUGGCGGAGAGCAUCAAGCCAGACAGUGUCAAGGAUGAGAAGUCCCCUCUGGCUUCCAAGGAACCUUCGCGCCCUGGAUCCGUAGUGGAAAGUGUCAAGGAAGAAGCGGAGAAAUCUAAAGACCCAUCUCGACGAGAAUCUGUGGCGGAGAGCAUCAAGCCGGAGAGUGUCAAGGAUGAGAAGUCCCCUCUGGCUUCCAAGGAACCUUCCCGGCCAGGAUCCGUAGUGGAAAGUGCCAAGGACGACGCAGAAAAGUCCAAGGAACCGUCGCGACGAGAAUCCGUAGCAGAGAGCGUUAAGCCGGAAAGUUUGAAGGACGAGAAGUCAGCAGUGGCUUCCAAGGAGCCUUCCCGCCCAGAAUCUGUAGCUGCGAGCGUCAAGGACGAAGCAGAAGCGUCCAAGGAGCCUUCCCGUCGCGAAUCUGUGGCGGAGAGCAUCAAACCUGAGAGUGUGAAGGAUGAGAAGUCCCCUCUGGCUUCCAAGGAACCUUCCCGGCCAGGAUCCGUAGUUGAAAGUGUCAAGGACGAAGCGGAGAAGUCCAAAGAGCCAUCUCGACGAGAAUCUGUGACGGAGAGCCCCAAGCCGGAGAGUGUGAAGGAUGCGAAAUCCCCUCUGGCCUCCAAGGAGCCUUCCCGGCCAGGAUCGGUGGUGGAAAGUGUCAAGGACGACGACGAAAAGUCCAAGGAACCGUCGAGACGUGAAUCCGUUGCGGAAAGCAUCAAGCCAGAAAGCGUAAAGGACGAAAAAUCCCCGUUGGCGUCCAAGGAGCCUUCCCGCCCCGGAUCCGUAGUGGAAAGCGUCAAGGACGAAGGUAAGCAGCCGGAGAGCCGUAAGGAAUCCAUCGCCGAGAGUACCAAGCCAGACGAGAAAUCGCCACCAGCUUCCAAGGAAGCGUCUCGACCGGAGUCGGUGGCUGAGAAGUCCAAGGACCCAUCCCGACGCGAAUCAGUCGCCGAAAUCAUCAAGGACGCUGCCAAGGAUGAGGAAAAGUCGCCCCUGGCUUCCAAGGAAGUGUCCAGACCGGGAUCUGUGGUGGAAAGCGUCAAGGACGAAGCCGAAAAGCCCGAAAGCCGCAGGGAGUCCACAAAGCCAGAGAGCGACAAGGACGAAAAGUCCGUUACCGCCUCCAAGGAGCCUUCCCGGCCAGAAUCAGUGGUCGAAAGCACCAAGGACGAAGCUGAGAAGUCGAAGGAGCCAUCCCGUCCGGAGUCUGUGGACGAGAGCGUCAAGGCAGAAAGCACCAAGGCCGAGGAGAAGUCCCCGCUGGCUUCGAAGGAAGCGUCCCGACCUGCCUCUGCCGUGGGCAGCGUCAAGGAUGACGCUGAGAAGCCUGCAGACAGCCGGCGGGAGUCCGUGGCCGAAAGUGCCAAGCUGGAGAAGUCCGCCGAGGCCUCCAAAGAGCCAUCCAGGCCAGCAUCCGUUGCGGAGAGCAUCCAGGACGAGGCCGAGAAGUCGAAGGAGCCGUCUCGACGGGAGUCUGUGGCCGAAAGCAUCAAGGCGGAGACCACAAAGGAGGACGAGAAGUCCGCAGAGGCCUCCAAGGAAGCUUCCCGACCAGCGUCCGUGGCGGAAAGUGUGAAGGAAGAGGCCGAGAAGUCCAAAGACCCAUCCCGUAGAGAAUCCGUUGCAGAAAGCAUCAAAGCAGAGAGUACAAAGGACGAGAAGUCUCCACUGGCGUCCAAGGACGUGUCCCGUCCCGCAUCGGUGGCCGAGAGUGUCAAGGAUGGAGCCACUCCACCCAAGGAUGCUCCGUCUCGCCCAGAAUCUGUCGCCGCAAGUCCGGCGGCCAAGUCUCCGCUCCCAUCUCGACCAGAAUCCGUAGUGGAAAGUGUCAAGGAUGAGCCCAUCCAAUCCAAGGAGCCAUCCCGACGAGGGUCCACUGUCGAGAGCAUUAAGGCGGAAAGUGUGAAGGACGAGAAGUCUCCGCCUGCCUCCAAGGAUUCUUCCCGGCCAGGAUCAGUUUUGGAGAGUGUCAAGGACGAAGCUGAGGCGUCCAAGGAACAUUCCCGCCGUGAAUCUGUAGCUGAGAGCGCGAAGACCGAAAGCGCAAAGGACGCAAAGGAGUCCCCUGUCUCGAAGGAGCCUUCUCGGCCAGGAUCAGUGGUGGGCAGCGCUCAGGAGCACAAGUCCCCUGUUGUCUCUCGUCCAGAAUCAGUAGCAGAAAGCUUUAAAGACGCGAUCGUACCUGAUAUCACCUCUAAGGAGGCAUCCCGCCCAGCAUCCGCGGCCGACAAAUCCCGCCCAGGAUCGGCUGUGGAGGAGAAAUCGCCGGCACUCUCGCCGCGCCCCGAAUCCAGCGCAGCUGCCUCUAAGGAAGCAUCUCGUCCAGGAACUGAGACAGCCUCCUCGCCCAUCGAGGAGGGCCCGCAAUCGAUAGUCGAUCUAAGCCUGGAUCUGGUUAAGCCGGAGAUAGCAGGAAAACUGCCCACAUUGUCGAGUCCCGUGGACGUGGCAGAAGGAGACUUCUCCAAAAUCCUGUCAGUGGAGUCCGCCUCGAAACCUGGUUCUCCCCCGAAGCCUGCAGAGUUCUCCCAGGUGGAUGCCGCGCACACAGCUUCCAGUCCCGUGGACGAGGCAGCUCCCGCAAUCGACGAUCAUAUCACUACUGAAGGUCACUCCUCAGAGGCCACGGCCGAUCUCCUCGGACUGGAGGAGGCCGUCAUCCAGGAGACUAUUACCCAGCUGAACGAGGCCACGUCGCUCUUCGAAAGCAUUACCUCGCAGGUGGUGAAGAAGAUGGACGAGAAGAUAGAGGAGACAGUGGAGAGCUCGACAAAGCUGAAGGAGAGCUCGCUGGAGACAGUGCAAAGCUCCAUGCAGGAGGCGCAAAGCUCUCUGGGAGAGAUCCAGGAGAAGGUAAAGCAGGAGUGUUCCGAACUCAAGACUCUGCUGGACACCAAAACGACCCUCGUAACCUCUUUGGUUCAGGAUGUGACCAAGACGAUUGAGGAAAAGACCGAGGAAAUCAAGAAGGAGCAGAUGAGCCAGGUCACAGAAUCAUCUUCCAGCACAGAGGGCAGCGGCCUGGAUCUGGGCACCUUCUCGGAGCUGCGGGAAACCCACAUCACCACCGUGGGCUCCCCAGAGUUCACGGUCACGAUCUGCGAAAGGGACGAGCCCGUGCUCCACGACAUCAAGGAGGAGGACGAGGAGCAUCGCUUCUCCCCGCCUGGUGAAGUGGGGGCGAAGACGUCGUCCAUUGCAGCAGCGCAGCCCAUUCGCCCGCUGUCGCCCCGAGAAGAGGAGGUGGCCAAGAUCGUGGCCGACGUGGCCAAGGUCCUAAAGUCGGACAAGGACAUCGUCGACAUAAUUCCCGGAUUCGAUGAGCGGCAGUUGGAGGAGAAGCUGAAGUCAAGCACCGACACCGAGGCUGAGGACUCGCUUCAGUCCCUAGAGAUCAGUGUCAUGAAGGUGGAGAUCGAGUCUGAGAAGUCCUCGCCAGACCAGAAGUCGGGUCCCAUUUCCAUUGAGGAGAAGGACAAGAUCGAGCAGUCGGAGAAGGCGCAGCUGCGUCAGGGAGCGGGCGAGCUACCCUCCCGUCCAGAGUCAGCGUCCAGCCACAAGGAGGAGCUUUCCGUGACAUCCUCACCACAGCCCGGCAAGGAGCUGUCCCGCCCGGAGUCCGUUACCAGCCAGAUCAGCGAUAAGGAAACCAAGACAUCCCGACCCGUCUCCAGCCUAAGCCAGGACGGCGAGGACGAGUCCCUGCUUCAGUCAUCCACCACCACAGAGACAGUUGAGAGCAAGAAGCUGGAGGAGAAGAGCAGCGUCACCACGAAGUCUACCAUCCAGACGAUCCAACAGCGAGAGGAGUCCAUCAGCGAUUCCCUGAGCAGCAGCCUCAAGGUGGAGGACAGCUCCCGCCGUGAGUCACUCUCUAGCCUGCUCGCUGAGAAGGGCCUAAUCAGCACCACCAGCACAGUCAGCACCAGCCUAAAGGAGGACACCACAGCCUCCCAGCUGGAGGAGCUGCUGGUGCAGUCCGAGGAGUGCUCCUCGGAGUCCAUUGUCAGUGAGAUCCAAACUAGCACUCUGGCCCAAAAGACAAAGGAGGCCAAGGAAACGAAGGAAUCAAAGGAGACAAUUAGCAGCAUCACCUCCAGUUCCAAGGAGGAGAACCUGAAGGAGACAGUCGCCGAGUUCCUGGCCACCGAGAAGAUCGUCUCCGCCAAGGAGACAUUCAGCGCCGAAGCGGCCAAAUCGGCGGAGGAGUCCUUGAAGAAGGCCAGCACUGUCACCAGCACCACCGCCUCCCAGCGCACUCUCUUCGUCGGCACCGAUGAGUCCCGGCGCGAGUCCCUGCUUAGUCACACCAGCGAGGGUCGCCAGACGCACAGCGAUCCCGAGGAGGAGGAGGACGAUGAGGAAGAGCGCCUCAGCGUGAAGGAGGGCCGCUCCAAGUCGAUCGCCACCAUCAUGAUGACUAGCAUCUACAAGCCCUCUGAGGAGGUCGAGAUUGAAGCCACCGUGGCCGAGGAGGAGCACGAGCAGGAGUCGGGUCAGGAGCCGGAGACCACCACAACCACCAGCAAGACCACCCUGCUGCAAUCCAGCGAGCAAGCGAGCAGUAGCACCUCCACCACCACUACCACCACCACCAGCAGCAGCUCCAAGACCUCCUCCUCGACAUCGAAGGUCGAGUCCAUCACCCUCACCCAGCAGUCUGGCCAGGAUCAGCCCGCUGAUCGCAAGACGCCGCCCACAGCGCCCGUCAGUCCCGGCAUUAAGCCCCUGAUCUCGGCAGGAUCCACUGGCGGAGCUGCCGGAGCUGGAACAGGUGCCGGAGCAGUUGGUGGAAAGUGCGAGUCUGGCGCCGCCAGCAUUGCCUCCACUUCAGGCCCACUCUCGCCCAAGGACAUCAGCGGCAAGUCAAGCCCGGGCGCCCUCACCUCGGAGAGCCAGUCCAUACCUACGCCUCUGGGUCGGGAAUCCCACACGGAGACUCCAGAGUCCUCGCCCAAGCCCACGUCGCCAUUCCCGCGGGUCACCAAGGACGAACUGAAGUCAUUGGAAGCCCAGCACCAGGUUCAGGAGCAGGAGCAGAUCCUGGCUGGAGGCACAGCCAUCGCCAGCGGAGGAAUAGGCGCUGUUGGAGAACCCGAUCUUCCCGAGCUGCAUGAGCUGCGGGGCAUCGAGUGCACCACUGCCUUGAGCGGCAGCACGGAGAAAGUCAUAACCACUACCAUCACUACGGUGACGAAGGUUAUCUCCGCCGACGGCAAGGAGAUCGUCACCGAGCAGAAGACAGUCACCACCACGGACAGCUCGGAGCCAGACAGCGAGAAGGUGGUAGUGACCACCACCAGGACGACUAGCGAGAGCGAGCGUGACCAGCUUCUGCCGAAAGAGGUGGCCCUGCUGCGGGGCAUGUACCGAUCCAGCACACCCGGCAGCGAGGAAGACGACGACGUCCUGCCCGGAUCACCGCGUAGCGCCACCAGCUACGAGCUUCAGCACUCUAGCUCCGGGGUGAGCAAGCGCUCCGACCUGGAUGCAGAUGGCGACGGGGAUGAGAGCCAGGACGACAUUCCGCCACAGUACGGCAGCGAGGAGCACUCUACGGCACGCUCGAUCCUUCUGCCCCGCAACGAGGACCCUAUGGCGGCCUCCUUCUACGGCGCACUGCCCGACACCUUCGCCCCGGCACCGGCACCAAAGUCCAGCACCGAGCCUAUUCCCAUCCAGGGCGCUGUUGAUUCAUCUAGCCAGGAGUCCUCCAGCAGCCAGCAGACCUGGGCGGGACACAAGUUCCUCGACCAGGCCGACAAGGACUUCCAGCGAGCGCUCGAAGAGCAUGUGCAAGCGCGCGGCGCCGAGGUCAUGUCUUCCGUUACCGCCAAGUACUCUUAUUCGCCCUCGAAGGCCGAGGAGGUGGAGCAGAUCGUGACGAGCACGGCGGAGCGGCAGCGCUUCCCGCUGAGCGAUGUCCAGCGGAUGCGAGUGGCAGAGAGCGGGUUCGCCACCGUUGGCGGCCAGCACCAGGAGAAGCCCGAGGAGGCAGCCACCGCUACAACUUCAGCCGCAACUGUUACAGAAACCACUCCUGCAACAACCACAUCCAGUUCGACCGGCGCCACGCCCAAGGACCGUCUCGAAGAGUGGGGCAAGCCCCUGGGUCUGCCCUCACCCGCUCCCCUGCCCGUCGAAGGAGGUGCCGACAUCCGGACCACGCCCAAGAAGGAACGGCGCCUGGUGGCCACCAAGACGAGGCUGAACAACGAGAAGAAUCUACGCAAGCGCAGCGAGUCGCCCAACAAGGUGGGCAAGAAGCCAGCCCCCGUCUACGUGGAUCUGACGUACGUGCCCCACAACGGCAACUCCUACUACGCCCACGUCGACUUCUUCAAGCGGGUGCGGGCCAGGUACUACGUCUUCUCCGGCACGGAGCCCAGUCGCCAGGUGUACGAUGCACUGCUCGAGGCAAAGCAGACAUGGGAGGACAAGGAGUUGGAGGUCACCAUUAUACCCACGUACGACACUGACGUACUGGGCUAUUGGGUGGCCGAAAACGAGGAGCUGCUAGCCAAGCACCGCAUCGACCUCUCGCCCUCCGCCUCGCGCUGCACCAUCAACCUGCAGGAUCACGAGACAUCAUGCUCCGCCUAUCGCCUGGAGUUCUAGGCCACGGGCCUGUUUAUUGCAUUCGACGACGAUGACUAGUGACGAACCCACAACGCACAAACCCAACCAACCAACCAACCAGGAACCGUGGAGCAGGAGCCGUGCCGAAGGAUCGAGUCCUUGCUGGACUUUUAAAGUGCCGGGACUCUGAUUCUUCGGCUGCGACUGGCAGGAUAAACACCAGACUAGUACCAGGAGUAGGACCACAACCAACACCAGGAUAACGGACGACGGACAAGGACGACAGGACGACAAGAACAACAACAGACAGCAAGGCAACUGGAAAGGAUGUAAAAUGGGCGCACACGAAACGGAAGUAUGCGACGCGGAGCUGAUACGGCGGAGGAUGCCACUUUGUUUGCGAAUGCAGUGCCGUCUAUUGAGCUUUUGCGCCUCAACCAGAGCUACGUAAUUAAUUGAUAUAUGUUUUGAAGAAAUUAAUUACCAAAAACCAAAGGGAAAACUAUAUACCAAAAAGAAACAGUGCAACCGAACCAUCAAGAAAUCGAAAGACACGGCGUAUAGUAUCCGUUGCUUUCAUCGAGAAUGUCAAGCUACCUUGUCUAGAAACCCAAAGAUCAAAAUAGUUAUCGAUAAAUCGCGCCUAGCUAAAAUAUACACGCAAAAGGGGGAACCCCACGCAAUCUAAACCGAAAGCUAAAACAAUGCUAAGAAAUGGGAAAUGAAACCAAAACCUCUUUGUAUGUAUACACAAGUAUAUACAUUGCAUACAUAUAUGUAAUGAUGAAUAAUAUUCGUGUUAAUUGUAUUAGUCGAAACUUUACGAAACUCCAUCGAUUGUUUCGAUAUUUUAAAGCGUAGCCCCGCGAGUCAGAGCGCUAAGUAGCCGUAGGAUAAGCGAUAUUAGAAAGAUCUUAGAGACACAUAGGGCAGGGCCUAAACAGAACAGAGCCGAACGGAUAGGAUCGGAUUGGAUUGGGAUUGGUCUGGAUGGAGGGUGGAGAAAGAGGACCUCCUUGAUCCACUCCCCGAUCCAGACAAACAAAAUCAAACCGUUUCGAAUUAAAAUCUACAAGAAACGACUUUCCAUUUACCAUUUAAAGUUUACAUUUUACGAUUACACAGCGCCCCUCAAGAUCCAAGAACCUCGAUAAUGUGCCUCCUCUUUAGGGGAUAUACUCGUACUCGUACACCAAAAUAUGUCUGCACCCUGAGCCCCCAGAACAGUUCUGUAGUCCAUCGUUAACCCUUUGUUUCGUUACAUUACUUUAUAUGUUUGAUUCCGUUUUGUUGCAGGCAAAAAGACUAAGAAUAUUCAGCAGCUAUAGCAAUCGAUAAGCGAUUAACGAUAAACGAUAUACGAUAUACGUACACCUCAAAUAGGGAAGGGAAUUUUGGAUUGAAUGGAAUAGAGUUUAAGUGGGAGGAGCAGGUGGACGUGGGAAGUUUGUUGCUGGCGGGUGAUAGACUAGGACCUCGACGGACAAGGACCCUGGAACAAGGACUGAGAGUCAAUGCUGAUGUUACAAUAUAAGGAUAAUGAGGAUACUGGGAGUCAGAGGACUAGAACUGGGCUUGUGAUCAGGUUAGGUGGGUUGUUCGGGAGGGUGGACAGUGGGUUUGGGAUCAGGACACGCAGAAUGCAAGACAGUCGGGAAGGACGAGAAAGACAGAGAGAUAGAGAGAGAGAGAGAGAGAGAGAGUCAGAUAAACUAAUACGAUUAAAUAUUGAAGAACACAAAGUGAAGGUUAUUUUUCUAUAUUUUUUUUACUUUUUCAUAGUCAUAGAAUAACAAAUUUUCAAACAAACAGCAGAUAGCAGAAACAACUGAUAAAUAUGCGAUUAAAUAAGAGGAAAUAGAAGGAUGAAAAGGACGACGAGCAGGAGGAGCAGGCACACAGGCAAUUUUAAAGUGUUAAUCACAAAACGGAACAGCAAAAAUAUUAACAAAAACAGUCCAAAGAGCCAGUUACAAUUAAAAACAAGAAUCAAGUCAGACUUUUUUAGGCUACGCGUAUAUUUUUGUGUUGCUUUUUAUACAGGACAGCAACAGGUCCUGCGGCGGCAUCCGAGGCGGCGGCAGGACAUCCGGCAGUCAACUGGCAACCGUCCAGUCUACAAACCGUUUGGCUAAAACGACAGAAAUUAAGCAGAUUUAAUAGGACUAAGAGGGGAGCGGGCAGGGCGGGCCUAGGCAGAUAUAGACUUGAAAUACCGUUACGCGUUACCCCGAUCCGUGAUCCCCGUCCGACCAGCACCGGAAGCGGAUAUAUACACGCAGACAUAUACGUAUAUACGAUUCCAGUCGAUGUUUUGAUUAUUGAGUAGCUUGCAGUCUCCGCUUUGAGAAUUUUAAAUUCAUAAUCAAGAAACAAAAAGCAAAAGCAAAAACUUUAAGAGUAAAAACGAAACAGAAUAUAUACAAUUUAUUGAAUAUUAUAAUUAAUUUUCGAAAAUUCGUGCGCCAAUCGAAAACUAAACAAAGAAGCCGAAGAAAAACAAAACAAGAAAGUAAAAAUGAACGAUUAAAAAUGAAAAAUGAAAAAUGAAUGAAAACAAUUAAAAUUAAAGAUAAUGAAUACUCACACGUGAACAAUAUACACACUAUAUAUAUACUCUAUAUAUAUAUACACAUAUAUAUGUACUUGAGCGUAUUGAUGUUGCUUAAAGAAAAAAACAAACAAAAAAAUGAACUCUUCUAAUAGCCAGAAGAAAUUUUUUGCCUUUCAUGAAACGAAUUUUCCCCUAAGAUACGAAAAUAUUGAACAUUGUUAACCUUUGCCCCCUCGUCUUUGUUUGCGCCUUGAUUUUGGGAUCCAGGACUCCGUACUCCGACUCCGGAUGCGGGUCCGGAUCAGAUCAUAAUAUGGCAUCUACCCCCACCCCAAACACCAAACACCAAACACCAAACACCACACACCACACACCCCUCACCACACACACGUAUCCAUUGCCUUAUAUCCAGUGAACCACAGAUAUCUGCAUCACAUACCUUAUAUCUAGAGUAAGAAUCAAUGUAUCGACAAAUAUGUACGACCUAUGAGAGUUUGUUUGUUGAAUUUGCUUUUACGUUUUUAGCAGCUUCGAUUUAAAUCAAAUAUACAUACUACGCGCGCGGGCCCAACUUUGGACGCCCAGUGCUCUAUAUAAUCAUUAGAAGAGGCAGGAUUGUUGAAAACAAAGCGCGAGAGAGUGGUCAGGAGGGCCGAGUCCGAGUCCGGCAGAGACAGGACGAGGCCAGCAGGAUAGCGGAGAGGGACAGCCAGCACAAAGAACACCCGACAUGGCAGUCAACGGGAAGAGUUAAGAAACUAACAAAAAGACAAAGAGCAAGAAUCGAGAAACGAAAAUAUAUAUGUAUUACAUUUUAUGAAACGUCAAGCUUAUCUCAACAACUAUUUCCAAUGCAAAACCCAAAUCUGAAGAAUAUAAUAAACGUAUUUAUGUGAC
This is a messenger RNA of Drosophila ananassae, 21519 nucleotides long. RefSeq names its product microtubule-associated protein futsch (gene futsch). Gene Ontology annotation, molecular function: actin binding; microtubule binding. The coding region runs from base 1677 to 18107 and encodes 5476 amino acids. NCBI's taxonomy places the organism in Eukaryota, Metazoa, Arthropoda, Insecta, Diptera, Drosophilidae. Gene Ontology annotation, biological process: microtubule cytoskeleton organization; regulation of microtubule depolymerization; axonogenesis. Gene Ontology annotation, cellular component: cytosol; microtubule associated complex; dendrite. The transcript has 9 exons. The record is from RefSeq and is a predicted model, not a curated record.